Molecule: messenger RNA, 2484 nt
Organism: Pezoporus flaviventris
Lineage: Eukaryota; Metazoa; Chordata; Aves; Psittaciformes; Psittacidae
Product: adenylate cyclase type 10-like
Exons: 14
Coding region: 1-2484 (827 amino acids)
Cellular component (GO): cytoplasm
Molecular function (GO): adenylate cyclase activity
Source: RefSeq, a predicted model, not a curated record
AUGGAAAAGUCAAGCAUCACGGACGCCUUUAAUCACUCAGUGUCUUGCUGGAUGUUUUGGGCCCUGUCAUGGGUUAACCCCGGUAGGGAACUCAGCCCCACACGGCUGCUCACUCCCCACAGUGGGAUGGGGAAGAGAAUUGGAAGGGUAAAAGUGAGCACACUGGAUACGGACAGCUUAAUAGGUCGGAAGAAGGAGAUUGACCUCUUUGUCAACUGCUUGGAAGCCUCUAACCGUUUUGGACAAAGACACAUACUGGCAUUUGAGGGCGCAAGGGGCGCUGGGAAGAGCCAAUUACUUAAUCACCUGUCCCAGUUAGGCCAGUCUGCUGGCUGCAGGGUAUUUGGCAUGGAACUGCUAGAGGUCAACGUGAGGCAGUCCUUCUCUGCCAUGCGUAUUCUGAUGGCCAGGGUGAUGGGCCUCCAUGAGUGUGAAUCGUGCAGUGCCAGGGAGCACGUGCUACGGACAAAUCUCAACGGGAUAAUCGAAGAGAGCAACUACUGCCUCCUCAAUGACAUCUUCCUUGUCAAGUUUCCCAUUUCAGACAAGGUUCGCCAAAUGCAUGAAAUGCAAAGGAAAGAGGAAUUGCAUUCAACCUGGGCAAAAGUGCUAGAGAAGACCAUUGACAGAAAUGCCAUAUUUGUCAUCGACAAUGCCCAUUUCAUUGACCCCGCCUCCUGGAGUAUCAUGGCACCUCUGCUCUGGAACAUCUCUGUCUUCAUGGUCAUGAGCUUAUGUCCCGGCUUUGCAAGAACCGAGAGCUUUCACAAAGCCACAGCAAACAACCUGAUGUCCCAUAAAAUCAUCUGCUUUCAACUAGAGAAGCUGAAACCUUCAGCUGUGGUGCAGAAGCUCUGCCAGGACCUUGGAGUGGUCAGCAUCCCUAGGGCUUUAGUGAGGUUCCUGGUCCAAAGAAGCUUGGGGAUCCCGUAUUACUUGGAGGAGCUGGUGCACUUCCUUCGUUGCAACGACAUGCUCUUGUUCCGCACCAAGAAGUGGGGUGAAAAAGCAGAGGACAGCUGGGAGAACCUGAACACUUUUGCAGUCUUGGAGUCAUCCCUCACAGCAAGCUCAAGGUCCAGAGCAGGGGCUGCGGCCAUGAUCUGCAUUGUAAGGCCAGUCGUGAACCUGGACAGCACCAUGCUGCCCAGUAACUUGAAAGAGAUUGUGCUGGCUCAGCUGGACGAGAUCACCCCACUGGAGCAGACUGUUUUGAAGUUUGCAGCCAUCAUCGGGCCGGUGUUCACUACCCAGCUGCUGUCAUACAUUCUUCCGAUUAGAAUGAGGCACAAGAUGACUACCUUGUUGGACAGUCUAGUGAGUGACAACAUCCUCAAGUGGACGGAGAGCACUGAGGAGCCAGAAGACGUCCAAGAUCCUAGCAAGGAGCCAGCCACCCCUCCGCAGGCAGAGAUUGGUGUGGAGACCUCCCCCCCAAGCAAGCAGAGUGUGGGGUGUCCAUUUGGUGUGCUGAUGUUCCAUAAGCCGCUGCUGCGGGAGGCUGCCUACGAGCUGUGGGUCCAGAAACAGCGGGUCACCCUGCACUCCAAGUGUGCUGCCUUCCUGGAGCGGUAUGCACACAAAUGCCAGAGCUGCGGCCAAGGGGACUUUAUUGUCUUCCACCGCUUCGCUGUCAGCAGCACCCAGGACAAAGGGAGCUGUAAGGACUUUGAUGAUGGGGAUGACCCACACAGCUGGAAGGCCUUGGUGCUGGCUGGAAAACAGCUGAAGAAGGAGAGGUUUUACAUCUCUGCAGGUAUUACAGAUACUCAGGAGGAGCAGGAGCAGCAGCAGCAGCAAGCUUUUGUGGAAGAGGAUUUUGGUGCGACUGACAGAGAGGACAACAAUGCGCUCUCAUGUGACUGCAAAGGCAUCGUGGAGUCAGUGCUUGUGCCAUUGGUUCACCACUACACAACACUGGGCAAUGCUGCCAGAGCCUUUUACUAUCUUCUGGAGACUGCAGCUGCCUACCUGCAUGUCUCCAACUACUACAUGGCCCUCAGGAAGCUGAGCGAAGCAGAUAUCCUGAGGAACUCUCUAAAGAGUAAAGCGAAUGUGAUAUCCCGCUUUGAAGAUGCCACCUUCUUCAGCCUCAAAGGGGAGGUCUGCUAUGGUGUGGGACGCACAGAGCUGGCAAAGAAAAUGAUCAGAAAGGCUUUGAGCCUGCUUGGAAGGCCAUUUCCCCGGAACCGCGCUGAAGACUUUGUCAGGUCGCAGGUUGAAAAAUUGCAGUGUGCCGCUUAUGUUGCCAGAAGAGCAUCUUCCCUUCCACAGAAGGCCCAGAAGAAGAAGCUCGCCUGGCUGCUGCGGCAGAGCCGCUGUCUUUCCUUACUGGAGCACCUCUUCAGGCUGGAGGGCACUUCUGCUGGAUGGAGGCUGUCCUGCCUGGCAGCGCGCAUGAGGGCCAGCACAGACAGGGCAGUGGACUUCUAUCUGUCAGCAGCCUGCACGAGCUAUGAUGCUGGCUUGGAAAUGAUCAUAUAG